Molecule: messenger RNA, 489 nt
Organism: Cygnus atratus (black swan)
Lineage: Eukaryota; Metazoa; Chordata; Aves; Anseriformes; Anatidae
Gene: MYL2
Product: myosin light chain 2
Exons: 6
Coding region: 49-489 (146 amino acids)
Biological process (GO): heart development; muscle cell fate specification; cardiac muscle contraction
Cellular component (GO): myofibril; cytoplasm
Molecular function (GO): calcium ion binding
Source: RefSeq, a predicted model, not a curated record
AAGAAAGCCAAGAAGAGGAUCGAAGGUGCUAAUUCCAACGUCUUCUCCAUGUUCGAGCAGGCCCAGAUCCAGGAAUUCAAAGAGGCGUUCACCAUCAUGGACCAAAACCGGGACGGCUUCAUCGACAAGGCGGAUCUGAGAGAUACGUUUGCUGCGCUCGGGCGCCUGAAUGUGAAAAACGAGGAGAUUGACGAGAUGAUAAAGGAGGCGCCCGGCCCCAUCAACUUCACCGUGUUCCUCACCAUGUUUGGGGAGAAACUCAAGGGUGCUGACCCGGAGGAGACGAUCCUGAAUGCAUUCAAGGUGUUUGAUCCGGAGGGCAAAGGGCUGAAAUCCGCCUACAUCAAAGAAAUGCUGAUGACGCAGGGUGAGAGGUUUUCCCAGGAAGAGGUUGACCAGAUGUUCGCUGCCUUCCCUCCAGAUGUCUCUGGCAACCUCGAUUACAAAAACCUCGUCCAUGUCAUUACACAUGGUGAGGAGAAGGACUAG